Aricia agestis (brown argus) is the source of this 1320-nucleotide messenger RNA. It is a transcript of the gene Las, whose product is annotated as lipoyl synthase, mitochondrial. Gene Ontology annotation, biological process: lipoate biosynthetic process. NCBI's taxonomy places the organism in Eukaryota, Metazoa, Arthropoda, Insecta, Lepidoptera, Lycaenidae. The record is from RefSeq and is a predicted model, not a curated record. Gene Ontology annotation, molecular function: lipoate synthase activity; 4 iron, 4 sulfur cluster binding. Gene Ontology annotation, cellular component: mitochondrion. The transcript is spliced from 8 exons. Bases 98 to 1198 code for a protein of 366 amino acids.
CGCAAUCAAAUGAGAAUUUUUCUUUUUGUAGAGAAUUUUUAAUUAAGGGUUAAAACAAAAAGUUUAUGAAAGAUUUACUUGAAAAUUGGAAGUGAGAAUGUUUAGAAACUCAGUUAAAACAUAUUAUGCAUCAAGAAGUCUCGAGGUCCAAAGGCUUAAACAUACAAGUAAGUUAGAUGCAAUAAGAGAAAAACUUAAGGAGGGCCCAGGCCUUGUUGAUUUUGUAUCUGAAGACAGGCCGAAAAACUGGGAUGACUAUGAGGGUAAGCUUAAGAGGGAGAGGGGAGAUGCGGAGAGACUGAGGUUACCACCCUGGCUGAAAACAUCUAUACCCACAGGUGCAAAAUUUAGUGCCCUUAGGGAGCAGUUGAGAGGCUUGAAACUGAGUACAGUGUGUGAGGAGGCUCGCUGUCCCAACAUCGGAGAAUGCUGGAGUGGUGGCAAGCACGGAACAUCUACAGCUACUAUUAUGCUCAUGGGUGAUACAUGCACCCGCGGCUGUCUGUUCUGCUCCGUAAAGACGUCGCGGGCGCCUCCACCACUCGACCCCGAUGAACCAAAGAACACAGCUCAUGCCAUACACCAGUGGGGCUUAGGGUAUAUAGUUCUAACUUCCGUAGACAGAGACGAUUUGCCGGAUGGUGGUUCGGCGCAUAUUGCCGAAACAGUAAAUGAAAUUAAAAAAUGCAACAAGGACAUACUGGUCGAGUGCCUGGUGCCUGACUUCGGCGGCAGUCGCGACAGCGUGUCGCGUGUCGCGCGCAGCCCGCUCGACGUGUUCGCACACAACGUCGAGACCGUCGAGCGACUGACGCCGAACGUGCGCGACCGUCGCGCCGCGUACCGUCAGACAAUGAAGGUUCUUGAGACGGCCAAGGAGAUCAACCCGGAUCUGGUGACCAAGUCCUCCAUCAUGCUGGGGCUGGGCGAGACUGAUGAGGAGGUGGAGCAGACCCUCAAAGACCUACGCGCCGCGGGCGUGGACUGCGUCACUCUCGGGCAGUACAUGCAGCCGACGAAGCGACACCUGCGAGUGGCCGAGUACGUCACCCCGGCCAAGUUCGCGGAGUGGGAGGCGCGGGGGGCGGAGCUUGGGUUCAUGUACACCGCCAGCGGACCCCUAGUCCGCUCUUCGUACAGAGCCGGCGAGUUCUUCAUAGCGAGCCUCCUGAGAGACCGCCGAGCCAACACGCAGUGACACGACACCGACGGCCGCACUCACAACAUUAAAUGAUUCGUUAACUAGAUGUAGGAUGAGCAAAUAUACAGGAUGUUAGGUAUAACACCGUUAUCCUUAAAAUGAUUGGGUAUGAAGACGGA